This is a messenger RNA of Cooperia oncophora, 402 nucleotides long. Lineage: Eukaryota; Metazoa; Nematoda; Chromadorea; Rhabditida; Trichostrongylidae. The record is from the annotation of a GenBank genome assembly.
UUGCAGUUAUGGAGUUGCGAUGCUGAAUCCUAUGCUCAGUCGCACGCUGAUUCGUGUAAUCAAGCCUUACAACCAGUGGAUGUUCAUCCCGGUCACAAAGAGAACGUCUAUAGAUACAGCGGAUCAGGAGACCCUGCAGGAGCUGCUGAAGCGGCUAUGAAUAACUGGUGGAGUCAGUUGGCGAGGAACGGCGUCCCAUCAAACAUGCAGUACACACCGCUGGUUGCGAGCCAAGGUGCGACUUCAUUCACAAAGGUAAGCUUCUGGCAGGAAGCGACUAUUUGUUACGCCUUUGUGGCUACGGGAUGCGCGGCAGAUGCGACUCAACAGGGCCUCAGAAAUUCGGAGCUCCUCGAUCCGCGCUCUCCUCCCCCCCCCUUUGGUGGCUGCUCCAUCCAAUGA